CUGUUAGCAAGAGGACAGGCUCGAUCAAAUGGACUUUAAAAGAAGAUCCGGUUCUGCAGGUUCCAACACAUGUGGAAGAGAAGCCACGGACUGGAGACCAUCAUCCAUCUCCUUGGCAUGUUUUCUCUGAUGUCAAGCUUUCAGAGUCACUUUUAUUGCUUCCAGUUUAAAAAUAAAUGUUUGUUGAACACUAAAGGUAGAUUUGUCCUACCUGUUUAUGUACUGUUCCAUGCUAUUAAAUAUUAAUUGUUGAAGUUCUAUACACAAUUGACUUAGAAACUGAAAAGCAGACUUACUGGGUCCUUUUUCACUUAUUUAUCAUCAUCCAGAGUGCUUUGACCAAAUGAUGAUUUACUCUUCUAUGGUUUUUUACUUUUUUUUUUCUUGCAGGUUGCUUUUUUCUGCUCAAAUAUAGCCUAUCACCAUAGGGAUAUUUUAUUUGUGGCUAAAAGUGAAAGAGCGGCCUGCCUUCCUCCCAGAUCCCAAUGAUGGCAGCCUGUAUACGCUUGGGGGCAAGAAUAAUGAAGGCCUGACGAAACUUCCUUUUACCAUCCCAGAGUUGGUACAGGCAUCCCCAUGCCGAAGUUCAGACGGAAUUCUCUACAUGGGUAAAAAGCAGGACAUUUGGUACGUUAUCGACCUUCUGACCGGGGAGAAGCAGCAGACUCUGUCAUCGGCCUUUGCAGACAGCCUCUGCCCAUCUACCUCUCUGCUUUAUCUCGGGCGAACGGAGUACACCAUCACCAUGUACGACACCAAAACCCGUGAGCUCCGGUGGAACGCCACCUACUUUGACUAUGCAGCCUCUCUGCCCGAGGACGACGGGGACUAUAAGAUGUCCCACUUUGUGUCCAACGGCGACGGGCUGGUGGUGACCGUGGACAGUGAAUCCGGCGACGUCCUGUGGAUCCAAAACUACGCUUCCCCCGUGGUGGCCUUUUAUGUCUGGCAGAGGGAGGGUCUGAAGAAGGUGAUGCACAUCAACGUUGCCGUGGAGACCCUGCGCUACCUGACCUUCAUGUCUGGGGAGGUGGGCCGCAUCACCAAGUGGAAGUACCCGUUCCCCAAGGAGACAGAGGCCAAGAGCAAGCUGACGCCCACCCUGUAUGUUGGGAAAUACUCUACCAGCCUGUAUGCCUCCCCCUCCAUGGUUCACGAGGGGGUCGCCGUUGUGCCCCGAGGCAGCACUCUUCCUUUGCUGGAAGGCCCCCAGACCGACGGGGUCACCAUUGGGGACAAAGGGGAGUGUGUGAUCACGCCCAGCACAGACCUCAAGUUUGACCCUGGGCUCAAAGGGAAGAACAAGCUCAAUUACCUGAGGAACUACUGGCUUCUAAUUGGACACCAUGAAACCCCCCUGUCUGCGUCUACCAAGAUGCUGGAGAGAUUCCCCAACAACCUGCCCAAACAUCGGGAAAACGUGAUUCCUGCCGAUUCAGAGAAGAAGAGCUUUGAGGAAGUUAUCAACCUGGUUGACCAGACUUCAGAAAACGCGCCUACCACCGUUUCACAGGAUGUGGAAGAGAAAUACGAGCAUGCACCUGCCAAGCCCGAGGCCCCCGUGGACUCCAUGCUCAAGGACAUUGCCACCAUCAUCCUGAGCACCUUCCUGCUCAUCGGCUGGGUGGCCUUCAUCAUCACCUACCCCUUGAGCAUGCAUCAGCAGCAGCAGCUCCAGCACCAGCAGUUCCAGAAGGAACUAGAGAAAAUCCAGCUCCUGCAACAGCAGCUGCCCUUCCAUCCACCUGGAGACAUGGCUCAGGAUGCUGAGCUCUUGGACUCGUCCGGCCUAUACUCCGAGAGCUCGGGUACCAGCAGCCCCAGCACGUCCCCUAGAGCCUCCAACCACUCGCUGCACUCCACUGGCUCGGCCUCCAAGGCUGGCACCAGCCCCUUCCUGGAGCAGGACGAUGAGGAUGAGGAAACCAGCAUGGUGAUAGUUGGGAAGAUUUCAUUCUGUCCCAAGGACGUGCUGGGUCACGGAGCUGAGGGUACGAUUGUGUACCGGGGCAUGUUUGACAACCGUGACGUGGCUGUCAAGAGGAUCCUCCCUGAGUGUUUCAGUUUCGCGGACCGCGAAGUCCAGCUACUUCGAGAAUCGGAUGAGCACCCCAACGUGAUCCGUUACUUCUGCACAGAGAGGGACCGGCAGUUCCAGUACAUUGCCAUCGAGUUGUGUGCGGCCACCCUGCAGGAGUACGUGGAGCAGAAGGACUUUGCCCACCUCGGCCUGGAGCCCAUCACCUUGCUGCAGCAGACCACCUCAGGCCUGGCCCAUCUGCACUCCCUCAACAUUGUUCAUAGAGACCUGAAGCCCCACAACAUUCUCCUCUCCAUGCCCAACGCGCAUGGCAGGACCAAGGCCAUGAUCUCGGACUUCGGCCUCUGCAAGAAGCUGGCGGUAGGCCGGCACAGUUUCAGCCGCCGCUCAGGAGUGCCGGGCACGGAAGGCUGGAUCGCUCCAGAGAUGUUGAGCGAAGACUGCAAGGACAACCCGACCUACACAGUGGACAUCUUCUCUGCAGGCUGUGUCUUUUACUAUGUGAUCUCGGAAGGCAGCCACCCUUUUGGCAAGUCCCUGCAGCGGCAGGCCAACAUCCUCCUGGGUGCCUACAGCCUCGACUGCUUGCACCCCGAGAAGCACGAAGAUGUCAUUGCCCGGGAAUUAAUAGAGAAGAUGAUCGCAAUGGAUCCUCAGAAACGCCCGUCCGCGAAGCACGUGCUGAAACAUCCGUUCUUCUGGAGCCUGGAAAAGCAGCUGCAGUUCUUUCAGGACGUGAGUGACCGAAUAGAAAAGGAGUCCCUGGAUGGCCCGAUAGUGAAGCAGCUGGAGCGAGGCGGGAGAGCUGUGGUGAAGAUGGACUGGAGGGAGAACAUCACCGUCCCCCUGCAAACAGAUCUGCGGAAAUUCAGAACCUAUAAAGGUGGCUCCGUUCGAGACCUCCUCCGAGCCAUGAGAAACAAGAAGCACCACUACCGGGAGCUCCCCACGGAGGUGCGGGAGACGCUGGGUUCCCUCCCUGACGACUUCGUGCGCUACUUCACGUCCCGCUUCCCCUACCUCCUCUCCCACACCUACCGGGCCAUGGAGCCGUGUGGCCACGAGCGGCUCUUCCAGCCCUACUACUUCCACGAGCCCCCAGAGCCCCGGCCUCCAGUGACUCCAGACACCCUUUGAGCCAGGGUGGUCCUCCGUUCUGGUGGCCCCAGCUGUGACUGUGGGCCUGGUCUCUACAAGCCCGAGCCUGACGCCUCCCAGCUUGGCAAGGAGACCAGGCUCCCCAAACCAAGUGCCUUGAGCUGUCCACAGUGCAGCCAGCAGGGGAUGAUGCCGACCCCAGGAAGCAGGAACCAUGACCCGUUCUGACCUGUAGGGAGCUGGGAAGAUGUUGACCACGAAAGUUCAGCAGUCGGGGGUCCUCUGCCAAGGAGGGCCCAUUCCAGAGGCAGCAACAGAAGCAUCCUCCGCCUUCUCCUGGAUGCACUUGCUUCAGACCUACACUUUUUUUUUUCCAACUUCCUGUUUGAUGUCAGCCUGUGGGCCUAUAAGGAAGAGAGAGGAGGGAAUCCCACGUUUUGCCUGUGUCCAGGACCAGGAGCAUCUCUCUCCCUGGCCAGCGAGCCUAAGAAGCACUAAGCGCAGCUUCUGCUUGAAGUGGGGCUCCAGAGGUGAGGGGUGUUAU
Messenger RNA from Callorhinus ursinus (northern fur seal), 3683 nucleotides. NCBI's taxonomy places the organism in Eukaryota, Metazoa, Chordata, Mammalia, Carnivora, Otariidae. The record is from RefSeq and is a predicted model, not a curated record.